AUGGCGGCCUUCGGCAGAUCGAUCUCCAGGGCUAAGAAGACGCCAGCAAAGGCGAAUCCGGCGCACGAUUUCUCUGUGAAAUCCGUACCGAGAAAGGGGAGGAAUGCGACCAACGGCGAUGAGGUCUGUGCAAAGAAGCCGGAAGCUCCCGGGAUCGAGGAUGAUCAGAUCUCGAUCCUGGAGGAAGGCGCCGCGGAGAUCAGGCUCGGAGAUGUGGAGAAGCAGCUCAAGGAGCUCGAAGUGUCUUCCCUGACGAGCGAGGUUUCUUUCGGCGAGUCGACGGCUGGGAGCGAUAAGACGGCCGUGGAAGGUCAAAAUCUUUCCAGCGCUUCCUCGGCGGGCAAGGGAAGCUCCAGCAUGUCCUGGCUGAAGAAUGUGAUAUCUGUCAUUCUCACCGUCCUGGGGACCAUCGCGACGCUAAUUCUUGCAAUCUACGUGAAGGUGACUCUCGAAGGACUCCAUUUGGGGCCAUUUCCAACAUGAAGAAGCUAAGAACAGUCGUGACAUGAGCUAAAGGUAACAAGAAGCCAGCUCUUUUACAACCUCAGAGGUAAGCUUACGAGAACUCUCUUUCAUUAUCAUUAGCUUUUUAUUCUUCUUGGAGAGCGCUCAG
Molecule: messenger RNA, 613 nt
Organism: Selaginella moellendorffii
Lineage: Eukaryota; Viridiplantae; Streptophyta; Lycopodiopsida; Selaginellales; Selaginellaceae
Exons: 2
Coding region: 1-483 (160 amino acids)
Source: RefSeq, a predicted model, not a curated record